AUGGGUGUUGAUCCACACCUUAUGGAAAACUUAAGAAGAAUUGUUUCAACAUGUUCACUACGUGAGCGUCAAGUAAUUAUAGCAUUCGACGAAAUGGAAGUACGAAAGGAAUUGGAGUUCAAUAAAGCGGACGACGUUGUGGAUGGGUACCAAGAUUUUGGAGGUGGCUGCAGGAAUGGAGCUAUUGCCUCAAAAGCCUUAGUGUUCAUGGUGAAAGGGUGCUGCAGCAACUGGAAGUACAUAAUGAGCUUUUAUGCCUCAUCAAAUGCCGUACAUGCGGACCAACUAAAAAGCCUAUUGCUCGAAAACAUUGAUGCUGCUACUGAUAUUGGUCUCAUAGUGAGGGGCAUAGUUUGUGACCAAGGCUCAUCCAAUUUGAGACUGAACAGAGAGAUCUGUACGGAGAGCGACCAUUUCUUCAUCUACAAAGACGCGAAAAUUGUAUUUCUUUGGGACUUUCCUCACCUUUUUAAGUCCCUAAGAAUCAAUUUAUUUUCGAAAGGUUUCAAAGUGGAUGGAUACAGCAUUAAUAAGGAACCAAUAGUAGCGGUCUAUGAGCAUGACAAGAAAAACUUCAAUGUCAAAUUGUGCCCAAAAUUAACCGAAAGACAUGUAUAUUUGUCAAGUUGGGACAAAAUGAACGUGGCCAGGGCAAUUCAAGUUUUCAGCCGCACUGUGGCCGCAGCUAUUGACACCCUCAUAUCAAAUGGCAAACUCAAUGAAAGUGCAAAGCCCACGAGCGAGUUCCUUAAAAAAAUUAAUGACAUAUUCGACGAGCUUAAUGUGAAAAGUUUGCACACAUCGAACCCAAAUAAUAAGCCGAUUCACAAGGGAUGCAAUGCUAAAAUAGAAAGGCUCAAAAAUGCUUUGGAAUAUGUCCAAAAAAUUGAGACAACCAACAUGGUGAAAUGUGUCAAUGGGCUUGCACAAACUAUCCGCGGUAUGGUACUGCUUUCUGAAGAGGUGUUCGAUAGCUGUAAUGACGUGAAUUAUGUUUUAACGGGAAAGCUCAGCCAGGAUGCUUUGGAGAACGCGUUCUCAAGAUUUCGUGCCCAGGGAAACAACAGCCACCCAUCCGUUCAUAAAUCUAUCAUAACCCCAGAUAAUGUGGCCAAGAAGAACAGUGGUUUGGAUACACUGGAAUGUAAAAAGGAUCGAUUCAUCUAA
Musca vetustissima is the source of this 1167-nucleotide messenger RNA. RefSeq lists its product as uncharacterized. NCBI's taxonomy places the organism in Eukaryota, Metazoa, Arthropoda, Insecta, Diptera, Muscidae. The record is from RefSeq and is a predicted model, not a curated record. Bases 1 to 1167 code for a protein of 388 amino acids. The transcript has 3 exons.